Molecule: messenger RNA, 2241 nt
Organism: Engraulis encrasicolus (European anchovy)
Lineage: Eukaryota; Metazoa; Chordata; Actinopteri; Clupeiformes; Engraulidae
Exons: 4
Coding region: 46-2001 (651 amino acids)
Source: RefSeq, a predicted model, not a curated record
GCUGAGUGCAAAUGCCAUUUCAUAUGCCUUUGGGUCACCGUGAAGAUGCAGCACGUUCUCCUCCUGCUCCUCAUGUGUGUCUGUCGAGACGACCCCGUGGUUUUGGCAGACACAGUGCAACUGAUCCACUGGACUCCGGACCCAAAGCUCUCUGCAUCUCUGUGGCCUCAACCAAAGGAUUCUGUCCUCACUCCUCCAUCAUGGGACGCUAGACUUGAUGAAGCUACUAAACCUUAUGGCUGUAGGAGACAGGAUUCAAUGAUUACCCUUGACGGCUGUGCUCCUCUCAAGCCUGUGCAACUGCACAAACCCCAAGAUACAGAGGUGGGAUGGGAUUCUGUUGACAAUAUCCAAACCCACAGCCCCCAGUACUCGCGUUCGGCCGAAUAUGACCAUCACCACAUUGUGGCCCUGCAACCUGACCAGGUGGUCAUGGAGGCUGCUGACUUCCUUUACAAGAAACACCCCACAAAGUCAACUCUACUCCACUACAAGAGGGGCACACUGCAAGCCAUUAGGGGCCCUCACGUGAGACUAACUGGCAACAGCCAUGUGGUGUUAGUUGGUCACGGUGCCAAAGAUGGUGAUGACGGAGGUGGAUUCCAACUGGGUGGCCAUGAUCCUCAGGAGAUUGGCAGACUGGUUGGCAACAUGGACGUCCUGCAGGAUGGCAGACGACGGGUGGGCAUGGUCACGGUGGUGGGCUGCUAUCUGGGGAAGCACCUGAAGUUCGCCAAGCAUCUACUGCAGGCACUGAGGCUCUACGGCGUGGAGACAGAGCUGCGCCUUUACACAACCGCAGUUUCUGUGACUCCGAGCGGAGAGCAGUUGACUGGUGGAGGGGAAGGUGGUGAGUGGCGGCACAGGGACAGCAGCAAGAGCGUCUUCGCCAAGUUGGAUCUGGCAGGGAAUUUGGUGACCAGGUGGGAGGAAGGAGGCGCCAAAGCCAAAGGGCAAGUGGUGCCCGACUACCGAGGCGGCGUCUUAUACCAGGAGUGGCCGACUGGACCGCAGAUGUUUGUUCCUGCAGAGUUCCGCAAGAGGUACCCUUACAUCGACUGCCUGGAAGGGCUCACAUGGAGUCUGUUCUACGAGGAACAUGGCAGGAGAAGAGCUCCAGACUUUGACCCAGGGAAUAUGGAAGCAGUGUGGCUGAAUGAAACACUAAUCCCAGACGACAGUGCAGCGCCGAUGAAACACAUAACCACCAUACUAGAUCUUGUCUGCGAGAUUAGGUUCAAUGCCAUGGAGGACAGCAACGAGGACGUGCAUUAUGUGUUAAAUAACUACAUCUACAAGUUUCACAGCAGAACUCUGCACACUGCUCUUGUGGGCAUGUUUAUCGGCCCAAAAGACGACAUCAAGGUUGAAAAGUUCACCGACCUUUUUCUGGUUCAAAAAGAAGAGUACACCUUGCAGGAACUUCGUCAGGGUCUCGAGGCCUCUGAGUUUGUCAAAUUCUGCCGUCAGACCUUCCAGUUGCGCCACUGCGAGCGGAACUGCGAUCUCUGGGGCCGCUACUUCAUGACCGCAGUCCUCUCCGCCUCAGUGCGAAACUUCCGCACCUUCUCCCUUUUCCUCGUGACGACCAUCGCGUGUGAGGUCAGCCACUCCCAGGGUCACGGCGACGCGUCAAUCUGCUCCGCGUUCGUCGGGGACGACUACCCUAUGGCGGCUCAGGAACCGGGGCCAGAGGACAGACGUCGGGGUUUCUACGGGGGCACGGUCACCGAGGUUACCAUCAACCGGAGGGCCAAGCUGAAGUGGUUGGACGAGGUGGUCGCUAAAGAAAACAGCCUGUACAAACGCUCCAUGGCCCUCAUGGUUGACAUCGGUCGUGACCACGAGACGGAGCUGGACAUAUUUGCCAAAGUCAAAGUCCUGAACACCUACGUUUUCUCCUCGUUUCUCGAGUUUUUCCGCGGGACUGAAGAGGGGAGGAGGCUGAAGAGGGGUUGUGUCGGUCUCCCUCUACAUGAUAAAUCAGAGAACGUAGAAUAGUAACAAGUAGUAACAGAGGGGCUAAAAUUAGUGGACACAUUUUAGAUGCCUUUAUCUUUAAAUGCAGAGUAACAAAUAUGGUAUAGGCCUACACUAUUUGUUGGAAAGUUAACAUUGAGAACUGUUUGAAACAUCUUUGACUUUUAAACAAGUCCACAGUUUGAAAUGUUAUUAUCUUUGUUUUUGUGGUAUUUGUGGUCCACCCUCUGAAAAUAAAAACUGUAAAGUAAUACAUUUGGA